Messenger RNA from Fulvia fulva, 1929 nucleotides. RefSeq names its product Cell wall integrity protein scw1. NCBI's taxonomy places the organism in Eukaryota, Fungi, Ascomycota, Dothideomycetes, Mycosphaerellales, Mycosphaerellaceae. Gene Ontology annotation, molecular function: mRNA binding. The coding region runs from base 1 to 1929 and encodes 642 amino acids. The transcript has a single exon. The record is from RefSeq and is a predicted model, not a curated record.
AUGGGCGAUCCGCCGAAGCCAUCCAAUAGCAACAGCCGCUCCCAGCAAGCAGCCAUGUAUUCACGCAACGCAUACAACACGGCCAGUACGUCUCCGCCAACGCCAUCUUUCAGAUCGGACAUCUUUGGUCCGCCAUCCACCACCGGUGGUACCGCGCAGAUCUAUGCCACUUCACCCACGGCUGAACGACAUCCCUUGGAUCGCAAAGGUGGUAACCUGCCCGCACUUGUGCCCAGUGCCUCCGACCCGGUCAGCUUUGGAGUGGAAUUACGCCAUGCCCCUGCAGUAUUGAUUCGCAGACUGCCACCAACGAUCGAUUCUGCAGCACUCAAUAGCAUGCUACUCUUUGCAGAAGAGCUUCUUCAAGCAGACUUCACCCACUCGCCAUAUCCAGACGACAACGGUUACGCUACGGCCAUUGCAUACUUCGAGUCUCCAGCAGGUGCGUUGGAUGCGCAGCAGAAACUGCACGGCAAGCCGAACGCGACCAAGGAGGCGAACAUGAUCGUAUCGGCACACAACGCCAGUGCAAUGGGCGCCUUUGAGCGGCGCAACACCAUUGAUGGCCUCACAUCACGCACGCAGACUAGCUCUACGUCGUCUGCUAGCUCAGGAAAUGGACCGCCGGGAAGGUCGAGGUUCAACAGUGCACUCCAGCCCGGCGACAAGAUCUCACCAUCUCUGCCAACGCCGAAUUCUGGAGCCACUGGCGACUUUCCACUACCUGAGAACAGUGCGCACUAUCAAAACCUGUUCUCUCCCCAGUCACCACUCGCGAAUGGCGUCAAUGGAACCCACCGUGUGAGCGGCAAGUCGAUGAUCAACGACGACAACGGUGAUGACGAGACCGGCGAACUACUCAAAGAUCCGGUGGCUUAUGCCAAGAGUGGCCAGCAGCCUGCCGGACGCAGAGUCACCAGCCCAUCGACCCCGGUGGGUCGCUUUGGCAGCCUCUCCUUGGGCGGUGCCUCAAGCGGCGUCCACCAUCUUGGAAGUCCUGUUGCAAAUGGCUACAAUUCGCCCAGACCGAACCCUAUGCAAGGCCAAGGGCCUGCAGUGCACCCCACCAACGAACAGAGUGCAGGCCAACUUAGCUCAUACAUGUCAAACUACCCGAAGGUGCAGUAUCCGCCUGUCAAUCCUGCCGACCAGAACCCGCCUUGCAACACGCUCUACGUGGGCAAUCUUCCAAUAGACACAUCCGAGGAUGAGCUGAAGACAUUGUUCACAAAGCAGCGUGGAUACAGAAGACUCUGCUUCAGGACUAAGCAGAAUGGGCCAAUGUGCUUCGUCGAAUUCGAAGAUGUCUCCUUUGCAACAAAGGCUCUCAACGACCUAUACGGGCACCCAUUGCACAACAGCGUGAAAGGGGGGAUUCGAUUGAGCUUCUCGAAGAACCCUCUGGGUGUUCGCGCAGGGCAGACGAAUGGCCUAGGGCCAAACGCCGUUAUGUCGCCUCAAGCCAUGUCUCCUGGGUUCGGAGGAAUGAGCGCUGUCUCUGGCCCUCCACCAGGCCUCGGCUCUCCGUCCAACUUCAUCAACGGCAACGGUGCCGUUCAGUAUCGCUCGCCUCCGACAGGCGCCAUGGACAGCAUGUUCAGUAACCCAUUCAGUGCGCCAUCGGCCGACUACAUGGCCCAGAUGGCUCCUAGGGGCAAUUUUUCAGGGGGUGUACCCCCGUCCCUAGGCAAUGGUACAUUUGGCAAAGACAGCCGCAGGAGCUACUCUACUAGCCAGCAGGAACAAUACCAGAACGGGCAGAACUAUGCUCAGACGAACGGACAGGACCAUCGGAACGAGCACCACUACAGUCGAACGAACUCAGAUUUUCAAAACGGACAGCACACGCAAUCGAACGACUCCUUUUAUCAGAACGGCAACAACCAAUUGAACGGUUGUAACUACCACAACUGCCAGAACGGCCGUUAG